AUCGUGAGUUAAUCCGGCAAGUAAAUGGACUCGCUAGCUAUUGUUGUUUUGCUAGAACAGUCGAUGAUUGACGCUCUUCGUUUAUCCAAAGUACGACUUAAAAUGGGUAAAAAAUCUUAAAUGAUCGCCAAGAAACAUCACUGUUUUGUCGAGCGAGCGUUUUUCUGAGAGUGGUGGAUUGUCGGAAAUGUAGUUUUAUGUAUGAAAUUCCCGUUAUUGUAAUGGAGUCACUUCCGGUACCGCUGAUGAUGAUGUAAUUGUGCGUUCUUCAUGUGUUCCGCGCGCGCUCCACGUGGAAAGAUGCUUUCCGAAGAACAGAAAAAGAAAAUGGAUUAAAAAUAAACAUCCACGCAGUCUCAUCUUAAACUGAUGCAACAGAACGACCCGGUGCAGGAUGAGUUCAGCUCGAGCAUUAAUACAUCAUCAUCAUCAUCAUCUCUGCACACUCCAUUAGAUACCGGAAGCUGAUUCGCUGCAGGAGUACCUGGUUGCCAUGGUGAUGUCUCCUCACCCCGCUGUGCAGGCUGUUAUAGACCUGUCUGCUGGAGCCGUAGGUGGGAUGGUGUGUGUGUUGAGUGGACAGUCUUUGGACACAGUGAAGGUGAAGAUGCAGUUGUUUCCGUCUCUCUAUCGGGGUUUUCUGCACUGUUUGGUCUCCACCUACAGACAGGUGGGUAUCAGGGGGCUGUACCAGGGGACCACGCCCGCUCUGAUGGCCAACAUGGGCGAGAACGCUGUGCUCUUCAUGUGCUACGGCUUCUGCCAGGAUAUGGUGCAGCGAGUGUGUGGCCUGGACAGAAACGCUGCCCUCAGUGAUGUACAGAAGGCGUGUGCUGGCUCUGUAGCCUCCUUCUUUUCCUCCUUUGUUUUGUGCCCUACGGAGUUAGUGAAGUGCAGACUGCAGGCGAUGAGUGAGAUGGCCGCCUCGGGGAAGAUCACCUCCGCUCCCACCUCAGUGUGGUCAGUAAUAAAGUCCGUCAUGAAGGCUGAGGGUCCUUCUGGAUUUUUUCAGGGUCUUACUCCCACCAUCGCCAGAGAGGUGCCGGGGUACUUCUGCUUCUUCGGGGCAUAUGAACUCUGUCGCUCCAUCUUCUCCACACACCUGCAGCGCAGCAAAGACGACAUCGGCGUUGUCCCCACUGUGCUGAGUGGCGGUGUGGGCGGAGCAUGUCUCUGGUUGGUGAUUUAUCCCAUGGACUGUGUGAAGUCGAGGAUUCAGGUGAUGUCUAUGACACAAAGUCAGGCCGGAUUUUACAAAACCUUCACACACAUCUUCAGGACUGAAGGUGUGAGAGCUCUAUAUUCAGGUCUCACUCCUACCAUGAUCCGGACGUUUCCAGCGAACGGUGCUCUCUUCCUGGGUUAUGAAGCGAGCCGCAAACUGAUGAUGUCACAGUUCAACAGCUGAUCUGCUGCUCUUCUGCACACACCCACAAACAGAGCUUUAUUUAUUGUAUAGCUGCUUUCAUUACUCCGUGAUUAAACACUAAUCUGAGUGGUUACAGUAUUGACACUAGUUUUAAUGAUUAUAUCUGUUUAUAUUUCCGUACCUCAGUGUUAGCAGCUACAGAGCUCCUACUAAUCCAGACUAAUACACUGUGGAGUUUAUUUUUAUUUCUGCUCCCUCUGUUAUUGCUGCUUUUGCUCCAGAAAGUUUAGUCUACCUCAGAGGCCAUGUCCCAUAAGUGUUACUUCUAGAGAGUGUGUAGUGUUUUUGAGGCCUUGGUGCUGCAGGGUGUUGACCGGGCCGGUGUGAUGUGUGCAGCUUUUUCUACUUCCAUAAUGAUGAGGAAUAAUAAUGAGGAAUAUAAACCCGACUGCUCACGGCCGUGUUUCCCCAAAAACCACCGCUUCACAAAGUUCACUGUUAAACAGUAGAGCGAGCAUCACACAGAACACUCGCUCUCCCAGUUCAUAUGAUUUUAACCUUGCAGUAGUUUUGGGGAAAACGGCCUCCUACUGUUACCCAUUAAUAAAGUGUUUCACGUUUUACAGAAACGCAGCCGCAAAGCUGUGAAGUUUUUAAAACAUUUUAUUGUUCUAUUUGACGUGCCAUAACACUAAAGGAAGGAAACGUUUGCACAUUUUUUAACGAGUGAAGUGUUGUUUUUGUGUGAGAAUAAAUCACAUCCUUUCAAAAUGUGGUGUUUGUAUUUAAAUGGACUCACAGUAGGGCUUCAUUUGUGUCUAAAUGUCUAAAAAAAAAGAAAAAAAAAAAGCCUAUUUCUGACUUACAAGAUAAAAAAAAAUCUAUGAAUCUCAAAAAUACAGAAACAGGGCUAUAGUGUUUCUUUCAGUAGCUAACAUGCUAACGCUGAAUAGCAAAUAAAUCCGAUAUUUACACAAAAAAACAUAACUAGUGUGAAAAUGUGAGCUCCUGUAGUUUACUUACACUUAAUAAAAGAUGCCUCUUUGUCCAAAUCAUACUUU
Messenger RNA from Ictalurus punctatus (channel catfish), 2430 nucleotides. It is a transcript of the gene slc25a15b, whose product is annotated as solute carrier family 25 member 15b. Gene Ontology annotation, biological process: mitochondrial L-ornithine transmembrane transport. The record is from RefSeq and is a predicted model, not a curated record. The transcript is spliced from 7 exons. Bases 494 to 1408 code for a protein of 304 amino acids. Gene Ontology annotation, molecular function: L-ornithine transmembrane transporter activity. NCBI's taxonomy places the organism in Eukaryota, Metazoa, Chordata, Actinopteri, Siluriformes, Ictaluridae.